AUGCUGUCACCUGCUGCUCUCGGUGUUUUCGUCCUCGCAGCUUCCGAAGGCAUCGCCGCUGCCCAACCACAAUCUAUCGCCAUCCAGUCCCGUGUGACUCCGAAAGGCCACACGACUGGUCUCCGUCGCCGUGCGCUCCCGGCACUCGGAGUCCCGCUGGACAACUUCUUUUUGGGCACAGAUUUACAGUGGUUUGGGAACAUCUCCGUCGGUACGCCACCGCAGGACGUCAGCGUCGUGUUCGACACCGGCUCUUUCACCCUCGAGUUCGCGACGGACGAGUGCACGUCCUGUACCCAAGCCAACAAGUUCGUCCGCUCCCAGAGCUCUACAUUUGUCGCUGGAAACACGACCCGGAGGCUCAGUUUUGCCACUGGAGUGGGCGUCGAUCCAGUCGUGAACAACGACUACGUCCUCACCGUCAAGACGGCGACAGACAGCGUCACGAUUGGUAACAUCACCACUGAAAACCUGAGUCUCUUUACGAUCAUCGACCAGACCCCGAAGUUCAACAUCGACCCUUUCUUAGGAAUACAGGGCUUGGGAGCAUCUGCACAGGGCAUUUUUGCUGCCCUUGAGGAGCAAGGACUGCCAUCCCUGUUUAGCAUGUUUUUGACCCCGAACGCGGUCGGCAACGCAGAGCUUCUGCUCGGCGGAAUCAAUGAUACUCAGUUCGACGGGGACCUCGUCUUCACUUCCGUCGAGGAUGCCAGCCACUGGCAAACGAUUGCCUCCGGAAUCUUUAUCAACAACCAAACGACCUCCCUCCUCCAGACGCCUCUCACCGUCAUCUUCGACUCGGGCACGUCAAACAUCGUCUUCGACGACGAUAUCGUUGACGCCAUGAACGCCCUCAUCUCCCCGUCGAUCCGGCCCUUCUCCGCCGAGCCCGGCGCGUUUGGCCUUCCCUGCGACGAGAUCGACAGUCUCCCGGCGGUGAUCGACAUGACGUUCACCGCGCAAGACGGCACUCCGUUCAACCUGACAAUCCCCAGCUCCGAGCUGAACGUCGGACCGUUCGAGAGCGACCCGUCUACGUGCCAGACACUCAUCAACUCCUUUCCGGGCCUGAAUGUCGUUGGCGGCUCGGUCUUGAAGCACUACUACUCGGUGUGGGACAUUGGAAACCAGCGCCUGGGAUUUGCGCCGAACGGUGAGUAA
Epithele typhae is the source of this 1161-nucleotide messenger RNA. RefSeq names its product acid protease. The transcript has 4 exons. Gene Ontology annotation, biological process: proteolysis. Gene Ontology annotation, molecular function: aspartic-type endopeptidase activity. Lineage: Eukaryota; Fungi; Basidiomycota; Agaricomycetes; Polyporales; Epitheliaceae. The coding region runs from base 1 to 1161 and encodes 386 amino acids. The record is from RefSeq and is a predicted model, not a curated record.